UAAUGUCAAGGACGCCUACAGCGGAAGGUCGUUUGGAUGCAGAAUAAGCAAUAAUAUCUUUUCUUCCAAUGAAAUUAACCAUUUGAUUAGUGAUAGAAUCCAAACAUGGCAAGUCCACAACGGGAACCACCGCGGCGCUUGGAUAGCAGAAAGUACAGCGUAAUGGCUACUCCAGGUCGAGAGGGUCAGCAAAUUCAGGCCGGCGUCUAUGCCGGUCGGGCAAUCGGGGUGUUCACCAGCGGUGGAGAUUCGCAAGGGAUGAAUUCAGCUGUAAGAGCCGUUGUCAGAAUGGGUUCAUACCUGGGCUGUAAAACUUACUACAUUAAAGAGGGUUACCAGGGCAUGGUGGAUGGAGGGGACAAUAUUGUGGAAGCAACCUGGGCAAGCUCUUCUGGUAUAAUGCAGCUGGGAGGUACUGUUAUUGGAAGUGCCAGAUGUAAAGAUUUUCGGGAAGUUGAGGGUCGACUGCGGGCGGCGGAGAAUCUCAUCAGUAGGAAGAUAAUAAAUCUUGUGGUUAUCGGAGGGGACGGAAGCCUGACAGGAGCUAAUAUAUUUAGACAAGAAUGGCCCAGUCUGCUAGACAAACUUUUUGAUGCAGGGCGGAUAACAAAGGAGCAAUUUGAUGAGUGUAGCCACUUGAACAUUGUCGGGAUGGUUGGUUCUAUUGACAAUGAUUUCUGUGGUACAGAUAUGACUAUCGGUACUGACACAGCUCUACACAGAAUCAUGGAGUCAGUGGAUACUAUCUCUACUACUGCAUCUAGUCACCAAAGAGCUUUUGUGUUGGAAGUGAUGGGAAGACAUUGUGGAUACCUGGCUUUGGUUGGUGCUUUGGCAACAGAAGCAGAUUGGGUGUUUAUCCCUGAGUGGCCCCCAGAGGAUGGUUGGGAGGAUCACCUGUGUAAAAAGCUGUCUGCUGAAAGAGCUACUGGACAAAGACUGAAUGUUAUUUUAGUAGCUGAGGGCUCCAUUGACAGACACGGGACACCUAUCACAGCCAAUCAAGUGAAAGAUCUGCUGACAGAUAGACUGAAGUAUGAUACAAGAGUUACUGUUCUUGGUCAUGUACAAAGAGGAGGCAGCCCAACAGCUUUUGACAGAAUAUUGGGUGCUCGUAUGGGUGCUGAAGCAGUAUUAGCGUUGAUGGAUGCCACGCCAGAUACGCCAGCAUGUGUGAUAUCUCUAGACGGAAAUGAAGCUGUCAGAGUUCCUUUGAUGCAGUGUGUGGAAAGGACAAAAAAUGUACAGAAUGCUAUGAAUGAAAGAAAUUUUGAGGAGGCCGUCAAACUAAGGGGAAAGAGUUUCCAAAACAAUUUAGCUACAUACAGACUUCUAAGUAAAUUGCAGCCUCCAAAGAAAACAGCAGAUGAAAGUUCUGUUGGCAAACGUUUUGCUAUUAUGAACAUUGGGGCACCUGCCUGUGGUAUGAAUGCAGUCGUGCGUUCAUUUGUGCGUCUUUCACUUGCCCAAGGAUACACUGUACUAGGUAUUCAUGACAGCUUUGACGGACUACUUUAUGGAAGAAACUUGGCAAAAGACAACAGUAAGAGGAGAAAAAGUACACUAGAAAUAUUUAAGGAGGUAAAGCCUAUGAGCUGGACAGAAGUGCAAGGAUGGUCAGGUCGCGGUGGCUCUCUUCUCGGAACAAGAAAAGUAUUAGCCAGUAAAUAUGGUAUUGAAAAGAUCGCCAAGAAGAUGAAGGAGUACGAGAUAAGUGGUCUUGUUAUCGUUGGAGGCUUUGAGGCAUAUCACAGUGCGUUGCAGCUGACAGAAGCAAGAAAAGAUUAUGAUUCAUUCUGUAUACCUAUAAUAGUUAUACCAUGUACUAUUAGUAACAACGUUCCUGGUUCUGACUUCAGUCUUGGUGCUGACACAGCAUUAAAUGAAAUUACAGAUAUAUGUGAUAGAAUCAAACAAAGUGCCACAGGUACAAAGCGUAGAAUAUUUGUUGUGGAGACAAUGGGAGGAUACUGUGGUUACCUAGCAACAAUGAGUGGACUUGCCGGUGGAGCAGAUGCUGCUUAUAUCUUUGAAGACAAGUUCUCAAUCACUGAUUUAAGAGAUGAUGUCUUUCAUUUAAAGAACAAAAUACUCAAUGCAGGUGUACAGCGAGGUUUGGUAUUAAGAAAUGAAUAUGCUAACCCUCACUACACAACUGACUUUAUAGAGCAAUUGUUCAGUGAAGAAGGAAAAGGGGUGUUUACUUGCCGCAAGAAUGUAUUAGGUCACAUGCAGCAGGGUGGGGUACCAAGCGUGUUUGACAGAAACUAUGGUACCAAGCUGGCAGCUAAGGCCGUUGCAUGGAUGGCACAGCAAGUGAAAGAAUACACACAAGAAGAUGGUAAGAUAUUUACAAACCAUCCAUCAACUUCAACAUUACUGGGUAUGCGGAGACGUCACAUGGAGUUCACACCACUUCAAGAACUGGCUGAGGGAACAGACUUUGAACACCGUCUGCCAGAGGACCAGUGGUGGUUGAAGCUCCGCCCACUUCUGAGAAUUCUUGCCAAGCAUACAGAGAUGGACUAUAUUGCCGAGACUUUACCCGAGGGAGUAGUAGAUCUGGAGGAGUUAGAAUUCUGAGUACUGAGUGCGGCCUGGUUGAUUUGAAAAGAUAGAUAAAUCUUAUUGGUUGAUUUGAAAAAAGAUAUUAAUCUGACUGGACGAUGAGCACUAUUCAUGAUGUAAACGAUUAUACAAAGUGUUUCCCUGUCCAUUUGACCUUCACAACUCGAAGUCAUAUUAAUGUGCGUUUUGUCAGUUAAAACAUCAUAAUAAUUAGAAAGGAAAAAUAUUUCUAUUGUGAAAUGGCAUUUAGACAUAUCUUUAUAGAACGUCACAAGCAGUUUUGUUUUCUUGGAUGUAUGUUAAGCUGUGUCAUGUAUUUUUCCAUAUUUAUUUAUUUGUCAGCUGAAGGACAUUUGUGCUUAUUUUGCUUUAUCAUUGUGAUAAUGGACAGCUUGCAACUGCAGAUAGGAACAAAAACAUGGACUAUAAUCUGUAGAUGUAAAACCGUUAGUGGAGAGUUUUUAUAGUAUUGCAAAUAACAUCUAAAGGUCUUUCAUGUGUAUAAAUUAAGGUAAAAGCGAUGGCUUUUAUGUAGGAGUUUACACGUUGUUCUUGUUAGAUAGCAGUUAUCAACUAGAAAUAGAGAAGCUUGUGAACACCAGAUUUUUAUUCAUUCAGUGUAGCUUGCUUGAGUAUCCAUGGCUGGAGCACCCAGGCAGUUCAUGUGGUGCAGGUCGUCUCCCUUAUAUUUUUUAUUUUUGUAUCGCUUGGAACCCUAGACAUCUCAGUCCCCUAGCUACCUUGAGCAGUCCGUGUUUUCCUGUUUGUUUUUUCUUCCAGAAUAAUAUCUUAUGAAAUUCUGCACCUGCAUGGUGUUCACUCUAUGAAAGAUAUUUCAAUGUUACAUUGAAACAAAUAUUCUAUCCUAGAUCUGUAUUGUAAGUACCUCUAGGUUUUUUUGUUAAUAGACAAAACCAUUCAUUGUUUAAUGUACUUCAUCAAUAUGUUUUGUAGAAUGCUUUUAUUUUAUGUUGAGACAGUUAUAUUUUAUUGCUACAUGAUUGUAAUGGAGCACCAAUACCGGUACUUGAUAUACAGUAAGAUAUUAUAUAACUCCUUGUUUUUCAGUAUUUUACACUAAAAUCAGUAUAUAAAACUGUUGAGACAUAUACCUUAAAUAUAGACAGUAAAAGAACAAAAGGAAAUGCAUGUAUUGUAUCUUGUUAUAGUCUUGUUGUAUAUUUUGGUACUGUAUGUUUUGUUAUGUAAUAAUGUGAUUUCUAGUUUUACAGAUUAUUUUCCUGUCAUGUUUAGCUUGUUUUACAUUGCUGGUCUACCAUACUUGUCUUAAACAGUGCUUAGGGAAGCACUUCCUAUUAGAUCCAUUUUUUCCCUAACAGGGCUUUUAAUGAAAAGCAACUUUAUUUUACAAGGUCAUGCUAUGAUUUGAGCCGCACCAUGAGAAAACCAACAUAGUGCAUUUGCAACCAGCAUGGAUCCAGACCAGCCUGCGCAGUCGUGUCGGGAUCCAUGUCGUUCGCUUGCAAGGCCUGUUGCAAUUAGAGAAACCGUUAGCAAACAGCAUGGAUCCUGACCUGACUGCGCGGAUGUGCAGGCUGGUCUGGAUCCAGCAAAUGCCCUAUGUUGGUUUUCUCAUGGCAUAGCUCAUUUAUAGAUCAUUCUAAUGGUCUCCAGGGAUGGUAUAGGAUAUAAAUGUUGGUGUUCUGGGCAGAAAUGUAUUUUACCAAUUGUACAUACGGAACAUAAUCCCAUUUUUCAUUUUUUUUAUAUGGAAAUAUUGCUUUUGUACUAACUAAGAUGUCAAGAAAGUUUUAUAACAAGCCAUUCUACAAAUAAAAUCAAAAUUUACUUUCUUUUAUUUUUGUCAAAAAAUGGCUGAAAAAUUACACUGGAUAUAAAUAAAAAACUAAAAAUUGUUUCACUAUGAUAAAUUAAAAACUUAUCAUGAUAAAUUGAAAAUUUAAAAAGUUCUUAUUAUCAGCCUUGGAGUUUGUUAGAAUGAUGUAUAAAAUCCAUGGUAACAUAUUAUAUUUAAAGAGGAAUUGAAGGGAGGGGGAUGUGGACAUUUUUGCACCAUUUUAAGUUAGAAAUUCAACAUGGUCACCUGAGUACUGUAGAAAUUUCUUGCAUCACAAGUGAAUACUAUUGUCUGUAAUGGAGGAUAUUGACAAGGUCAGAGAAUAUAUAUUGUACACAUCACAUAUAUACAACAAUGGCUUCUAAAAAAUGACUGAACAUUUAUAUGUGCACAUAUGAAACUAGUCAAGAUGAAGGUAACUGGUUGAAAUCUUGUAGGGGUCAGGACCUUACCUUUGAAGACACUAGAUUUUGAAUCGGGGUUAUAAAACCAAUUUGAAGACCAGUCUUAGAAUACAGUGCUUCCAAUGGUCAAUUUCAAAAUUGUGUACAGAAACAACCAGUCAGAUGCUGGAGUUUUGAGACUGGUCUCAACAAGUAUUCACUUUUAUCACAUUGGUCCCUGGUAAUUACCAGGAAGCACACUGGAAUGUGACACAAAUAGCUUCCUUCAGAGUCCAGUUAAUCAGUAUGUUAGGCAUAAUAAUGAUUGUUGGUGCAUUAGGGUUAUUGCCCCUCGUUUUUGUUUUACAUUAAAAAUGUAUUGCCUGAUUUUGUUGUGCCAUUAUUGUGUAUGUAAUACAGGUUAGCACCUUUUACUGUUCUGAGAGAUAAAUUACUGAGCAACUUUUGGUCUAGAGAUAGAACAGUCACUGUAUUUUAUUCUUGUUCUAUUUUCAGUGUAAAAAACCAAACAAACUGACAAGGGUACUUUAAUUUUUACAUACAGUUAAUUUUGGUUGCAUGAAUUAUGUUAGGAUUUCUGUAUUGCAAAACCUGAUUUUGUAGUUAUGUUGUUUUUAUCUGUUUUAUAUUUAAGUACAUUACAGCACAGUAAUUUGGAUGUGUUGCUUCCUAGGUGUGUUUUGUUAGUAUUUUUUUUCAAGAAUCGACCCGGAAGCAACAUGAAGUGUUGCAUUCAUUUUCAUUAUCUUUAUUGUUUGACAUUAACAACACAUGAGCCAUAUCGUACUGAGACCGUGUCCGUAUCUUGCUUACACUGGGUAUUUUAUUGUAUUUUAUUAUUUUCAUUUAGUUUUCCAUUUUUUGUUUUUUAGGUAUUAUUGAAAUAAAACCUUGCAAAAUCAUA
Molecule: messenger RNA, 5695 nt
Organism: Mercenaria mercenaria
Lineage: Eukaryota; Metazoa; Mollusca; Bivalvia; Venerida; Veneridae
Product: ATP-dependent 6-phosphofructokinase, muscle type-like
Exons: 22
Coding region: 106-2583 (825 amino acids)
Biological process (GO): fructose 6-phosphate metabolic process; fructose 1,6-bisphosphate metabolic process; canonical glycolysis
Cellular component (GO): cytoplasm; 6-phosphofructokinase complex
Molecular function (GO): monosaccharide binding; AMP binding; 6-phosphofructokinase activity
Source: RefSeq, a predicted model, not a curated record